Molecule: messenger RNA, 1805 nt
Organism: Dreissena polymorpha
Lineage: Eukaryota; Metazoa; Mollusca; Bivalvia; Myida; Dreissenidae
Product: alpha-N-acetylgalactosaminidase-like
Exons: 9
Coding region: 158-1375 (405 amino acids)
Biological process (GO): oligosaccharide metabolic process; glycosylceramide catabolic process; glycoside catabolic process
Cellular component (GO): cytoplasm
Molecular function (GO): alpha-galactosidase activity
Source: RefSeq, a predicted model, not a curated record
GUUAUCAAGCGCGAUAACCCUUAAUUAAAAAAAAACGAGGAGAUUAAAGUUAUCAAAUACACAGUUAUCGAUAUAUCCGACUGUCACAUGAUUAGGUGUACUGACUUUAUAUGGAGAUAAACCGAACAUUUAAGUCUCCCCUCACGCCACCGGAAUCAUGAAGUUGCUGCUUCUACUGGUUGCCUUAGCGCAGUUGGCCUUUGCCCUUGACAACGGGCUGGCCUUGACCCCGCCGAUGGGUUGGUUGUCGUGGCAACGCUACAGGUGCAACAUCGAUUGCUUUAACGAUCCAGACAACUGCAUUAGUGAGAAGCUUUACAUGCGCAUGGCGCAGCUGCUCGUGUCGGAGGGCUACUCGAAGCUGGGCUACACGUACGUGAACAUCGAUGACUGCUGGAUGGAGAUGGAGAGGGACCCCAACGGGACGCUCGUCGCCGAUCGGAAGCGCUUCCCGCACGGCAUCAAGUGGCUCGCCGACUAUGUUCAUAGUCUUGGACUUAAGCUCGGCAUCUACGAGGAUUUCGGCACGUUCACAUGCGGUGGUUACCCGGGCAGCAUGUUCUACCUGCAGAAGGACGCGGAGACGUUCGCCUCCUGGGGCAUUGACAUGGUCAAGCUGGACGGCUGCUACGCGGAUAUCUCCGACAUGGAUUUCGGCUAUCCCGCCAUGUCUUUCUUCCUGAACCAGACUGGCAGACCUAUGCUGUAUUCCUGCAGCUGGCCAGCCUAUGUGGUCUUUAAUGGACAAGUGCCGGACUACAAAAAGAUCGCGAGUUACUGCAACAUCUGGCGUAAUUACGCCGACAUCCAGGACUCGUGGGACAGUGUCAAGGACAUUAUUCAAUUCUAUGGCAACGACACUGGCAGCUUCAGUCUCGUAGCCGGUCCCGGAAACUUUAACGAUCCAGAUAUGAUAAUCGUGGGUGACUACGGUCUUAGUUACGACCAGCAGCAGGUACAGAUGGCAAUGUGGGCCAUCAUGGCGGCGCCAUUGCUUAUGUCUAUUGACCUGGGCAACGUGAAGCCGGAAACCAAGCGGCUGCUGCAGAACGACGGAGUAAUACGGGUCAAUCAAGAGUUUCACGGGAUUCAGGGACGCAGGAUCAUUAAGGACAACACGUUUGAAGUAUGGUUCAAGCCUAUGAGCGUAGAUGCCAAAGGUGGAGCGUUCGCGUUUCUGAAUCUGAACGAUGCCGGUGGUCCAAUUCAGGUCCAGAUGCCUCUGUCUAAGCUCGGUCUUAUGGAAGGAGAGGGCUACAACGUGACAGAGGGUUUCACGGGUAAGUUCAUAGGCACCCUCAAACCGCACGACCUCAUCAACGCCUCCAUCAACCCGACCGGCGUCUGGUUCGGAAUCGCAUACUUCGACUGCUGAAAGGGGGCGCCUUGUAUGAUUAAUAGGGCCUCAACGGUUUUAGUGCAAUGAUCGUGUAAAAACAUGUACAAAAUAUUCGAAAAUGCUGCAGCCUGUGAUUUUGAAGCAAUACUAUAGAGUACGUAUGCAAAAAAGAGGAUCGUAAACAUGAAGCUUGAAAUAACUUGUAUUUAAAAAAGAGCUUUCUCUUUUAAAAAAUAUGCUUUUUAUCCCAUCAUUUGAAUACACAUUCUUAGUGUGCGGCGUAUGAUAUUAUCCCGCAUUGACUUUGUAGUUUGUUUUUGUUUUACAUAUGAUAAAAUUAUAGUGUAAACUGAUGGCAUCAUAUUUACUGGUUUCCUUAUUAGAAAAGUAAUCCUCAUCAUUAAGCUAACUAAAUGAUUGGAUUAUUAUAGAUUCACAAUUCAAGAUUAAAUAUUUAUUUACAACA